Molecule: messenger RNA, 1140 nt
Organism: Ilex paraguariensis (yerba mate)
Lineage: Eukaryota; Viridiplantae; Streptophyta; Magnoliopsida; Aquifoliales; Aquifoliaceae
Source: the annotation of a GenBank genome assembly
AUGGCUGCUUCUCAUCUUCCAUCACCGGUACUUGUCGGUGCUUUUGUGCUUCUAAUAAACUGUCUCUGGUUAUUUCCUGAAGUCACCAUUGCAAAGCAUGCAGGGAUUACAAGGCACUACAAGUUCAAUGUAAGGUUGCAGAAUGUGACCAGAUUGUGCCAAACAAAAACCAUAUUGACUGUCAAUGGGAAGUUCCCGGGACCUCGCAUCAUUGCCCGAGAGGGUGAUCGUGUGUUGGUCAAGGUGGUUAAUCAUGUCUCCAACAAUGUCAGCUUCCAUUGGCAUGGUAUUAGACAGCUUCAAAGCGGAUGGGCCGAUGGACCAGCUUACAUAACUCAGUGCCCCAUUCAAACAGGCCAGACUUAUGUGUACAACUUCACCAUUGUUGGCCAAAGAGGAACUCUCUUCUGGCAUGCACACAUCACAUGGCUCAGAGCAACCCUCUAUGGACCAAUUUUCAUAUUACCCAAGCAUAAUGUUCCUUACCCUUUUGCUAAACCAUACAAGGAAGUCCCUAUCAUCUUCGGAGAAUGGUGGAACGCUAAUACAGAGGCAGUUAUUAACCAGGCGCUUCAAACUGGCGCUGGUCCGAAUGUCUCUGAUGCAUACACCAUUAAUGGACAACCUGGACCAUUGUACAACUGUUCUGCAAAUGAAACAUUCAAGCUAAAAGUGAAGCCCGGAAAGACUUAUCUCCUUCGUUUGAUCAAUGCUGCACUCAAUGACGAGCUCUUUUUCACUGUAGCUAAUCACACACUCACCAUUGUUGAAGCUGAUGCAGUUUAUACCAAGCCAUUUCAAACCGAUAUUCUCCUCAUAGCUCCAGGGCAGACUACCAAUGUUCUUCUCAAGACCAAAGCUCACCCCACCAAUGCGACCUUUUUAAUGGCUGCGAGACCAUAUUUUACAGGUCAGGGCACAUUCGAUAAUUCCACCGUCGCCGGGAUCCUCGAAUACGAAAUCCCAUCUGUUGCAUCCUCAUCAAACACUUCAAUCAAAAAUCUUACACUCCCAACCUCCCCCCAUUCAAUGGCACUUCUUUCGCCGCAAAUUUCAGCAGCAAAUUUCGAAGUUUGGCCAAUGCUCAAUACCCUGCCAAUGUGCCACAAACAGUCCAAAAACAUUUUUUCUUCACUGUAG